This is a messenger RNA of Condylura cristata (star-nosed mole), 1567 nucleotides long. RefSeq names its product regucalcin (gene RGN). The record is from RefSeq and is a predicted model, not a curated record. The coding region runs from base 562 to 1467 and encodes 301 amino acids. Gene Ontology annotation, molecular function: enzyme regulator activity; calcium ion binding; gluconolactonase activity. Gene Ontology annotation, biological process: L-ascorbic acid biosynthetic process. Lineage: Eukaryota; Metazoa; Chordata; Mammalia; Eulipotyphla; Talpidae. The transcript is spliced from 7 exons.
GUGCCCGGAGAUUCCAGGAAUCUUCCAGCCGACAGAGGGAGGGCUGCGGGGGGUGUCUAGGGGGUAGGCAGUCCCCGAGCCCCACGCCUGCUGGCCGAGCUAUAGCUCCUGCGCUUCCUCGUCGCCAGCCCCCACCCGCGGCCUGACCUUUGAGCCGCCCUAGAAGUCACCCGCCGGGUGAGUGCCCGCCCGGCCGCCGAGUCAGGGAGAGGAAAGCGCAGGCGGCGGCCAAGCGAAACCGGCUGGGCCCGGUCUUCCGAUGAGCUGGGGGCGGGGAAGGAGACUGACGGCCCUCUGUCAGCGGGGACACCACGGACACUACGGCCCCCACCUCCGCUUCCCAGAGCCUGGCGCCGCCUGAGGCUGCAACGGCUGCCAGGUUGGGCGAGCCCCGCCCCCACACAGGUACCCCAGCCGGCGCGGCCACCUGACGCCACGUGCCCGCUCCUCCCGCCGGGGCCUCCGUGCGCGGCCCUGCCAGGCGCGGCCCGGGCAGAAAAGGGACGUUUGCCAGCCCCUGGCUCACACGACGGAGCCAGGGCCCAAAAGUAGAUCUCCCCUAUGACAAUGUCUUCCGUUAAGAUUGAGUGUGUUUUGCGGGAGAACUGCCACUGCGGAGAGUCUCCGGUGUGGGAGGAAGCGAUCAGCUCCCUGCUCUUCGUAGAUAUUCCUGCAAAAAAGGUUUGCCGGUGGGACUCGCUCAGCAACCAAGUGCAGCACGUGACCGUGGAUGCCCCAGUCAGCUCCGUGGCCCUUCGCCAGUCAGGAGGCUAUGUCGCCACAGUUGGAACAAAGUUCUGUGCUUUGAACUGGGAAGAACAGUCAGCAGUUGUCCUGGCCACAGUAGAUAAAGACAAGAAAAACAAUCGAUUCAAUGAUGGGAAGGUGGAUCCCGCUGGGAGAUACUUUGCGGGCACGAUGGCUGAGGAAACAGCACCGGCAGUCCUGGAGCGGCGGCAAGGCUCCCUGUACUCCCUCUCUGCUGACCACCACGUGGAAAGACACUUUGACCAGGUGGACAUCUCCAAUGGCUUGGAUUGGUCCCUGGACUUCAAGACCUUCUAUUACAUCGACAGCCUGUCCUACUCUGUGGAUGCCUUUGACUACGACCUGCAGACAGGAAAGAUCUCCAACCGUAGAAGUGUUUACAAGCUGGAGAAAGAAGAACAAAUCCCAGAUGGCAUGUGUAUUGACACUGAGGGGAAGCUCUGGGUGGCCUGCUACAAUGGAGGAAGAGUGAUUCGUUUAGAUCCUGAGACAGGGAAAAGACUCCAAACUGUGAAGUUGCCUGUUGAUAAUACAACCUCAUGCUGCUUUGGAGGGAAAGAUUACUCUGAAAUGUAUGUGACCUGUGCCCGGGAUGGAAUGACUCCUGAGGGCCUUUUGAAGCAACCUGAAGCUGGUGGCAUUUUCAAGAUAACUGGUCUGGGAGUCAAAGGGAUUCCUCCUCAUUUCUAUGCAGGAUAAAUGACAGGCCUCCUUUCCUAAUGGAGGAUCUUCUGAAGACAACUAGAAAAUUCUGCAGUUGGAAUUUCAAUCUAGUUACUGAAAAAUAAAAUACUGAUAU